AUGGAAGAUCAAGAAAGUAACAUUUUAUUUGCUUUUUCUUCCCAAGAUGGACUUUUCAUGGUACUCUGCAUGGUUUUGUCAUGGAUAUUCAUCCACAGAUGGAGCCAGAGGAACAAAAAAGGCCCCAAAACAUGGCCUCUCGUCGGAGCAGCGAUCGAACAGUUCACCAACUACGACAGAAUGCACGAUUGGCUCGUCAAGUACCUCUCAGAGUCAAACUCCGUCGUCGUCCCAAUGCCAUUCACAACUUACACGUACAUUGCAGAUCCUGCAAAUGUAGAACAUGUCCUCAAGACCAACUUUGCAAACUACCCUAAGGGUGAAGUGUAUCGUUCGUACAUGGAAGUACUGCUCGGAGAUGGGAUCUUCAAUGUGGAUGGAGAGCUUUGGAGGAAACAGAGAAAGACUGCAAGCUUUGAAUUUGCGUCCAAGAAUUUGAGGGAUUUCAGCACUGUGGUUUUCAGAGAUUACAGCCUCAAGCUCCAUUCGAUUCUCAGCCGAGCGUCUUUUCAAGGCCAACAAGUCGAUAUGCAGGAACUGCUGAUGAGGAUGACUUUGGACUCCAUCUGCAAGGUGGGAUUCGGUGUGGAAAUUGGAACUCUGGCUCCCAAUCUGCCGGACAAUCACUUUGCCAAGGCCUUUGACACUGCAAACAUCAUCGUGACGCUUCGAUUUAUCGAUCCGCUGUGGAGAAUAAAGAGAUAUUUGAAUGUGGGUUCAGAAGCUUUACUUGACAAGAGCAUUAAAACCAUUGAUGAUUUUACAUACUCUGUUAUUCGAAGAAGGAAAGCAGAGAUCAAAGAAACUCAGCAGAGUUCUGAAAACAACAAGAUGAAGCAUGAUUUACUGUCGAGAUUCAUCGAGUUAGGCAAAGACUCGGAAAGCGAUUUAACCGACAAAAGCCUGCGAGACGUUGUUCUCAACUUUGUAAUCGCCGGGCGGGACACAACAGCAACUACUCUCUCAUGGGCCAUAUACAUGGUAAUGACUCACCCCCAUGUAGCUGAGAAGCUCUAUUCCGAGCUGAAAACUUUUGAAGAAGAUCAAGCAAGAGAAGAGAAGGUUUCGUUGCUCCCGUAUGACACAGAGAACCUUGAAUUAUUCAAUCGAAGAGUUGCACAAUUUGCAGGACUGCUGAGUUACGACUCGCUGGGGAAACUGUAUUAUUUGCAUGCUGUUAUUACAGAGACGCUUCGUCUGUACCCUGCAGUCCCUCAGGAUCCUAAAGGCAUCUUGGAGGAUGAUGUUCUACCAGAUGGAACCAAAGUCAAAGCAGGAGGAAUGGUGACUUAUGUUCCCUACUCAAUGGGUAGAAUGGAGUACAAUUGGGGACCUGAUGCAGCUUCGUUUAAGCCCGAGAGAUGGCUCAAAGAGGGUUUCUUCCAAAAUGCAUCGCCAUUCAAGUUCACCGCAUUUCAGGCAGGACCAAGAAUUUGCCUAGGGAAGGACUCUGCAUACCUCCAAAUGAAGAUGGCCCUGGCCAUUCUGUGCAGAUUUUACACCUUCACUUUGGUCCCCGGGCAUCCAGUUCAAUACCGGAUGAUGACAAUUCUGUCAAUGGCGCAUGGCUUGAAGCUUACCAUAGCCAGGCGCUAAUCAUCUGUGUCAAAGAUAAUUAAAAGCAGAUUAAGAGUCUUCUCGUAUAUAUCGAAGCUUUUUAGACACGCAACAGCCAAAAGGGAGAACUUAAUUUUAUUUGAAUACACGAUGUCGCAACUGACAUAAAUAGCUUCCCAUUACAUGUCCUUCUCAAAAGUUCAUGUGCUAUAUUUAUCUCAAAGCUUCCAAGUCA
This is a messenger RNA of Malus domestica (apple), 1792 nucleotides long. RefSeq names its product cytochrome P450 704B1. Lineage: Eukaryota; Viridiplantae; Streptophyta; Magnoliopsida; Rosales; Rosaceae. The record is from RefSeq and is a predicted model, not a curated record. Gene Ontology annotation, molecular function: heme binding; iron ion binding; monooxygenase activity.